Messenger RNA from Teleopsis dalmanni, 3048 nucleotides. RefSeq names its product katanin p80 WD40 repeat-containing subunit B1 (gene kat80). The transcript is spliced from 11 exons. The record is from RefSeq and is a predicted model, not a curated record. Gene Ontology annotation, cellular component: katanin complex. Gene Ontology annotation, biological process: microtubule depolymerization; microtubule severing. Bases 406 to 3009 code for a protein of 867 amino acids. Gene Ontology annotation, molecular function: microtubule binding. NCBI's taxonomy places the organism in Eukaryota, Metazoa, Arthropoda, Insecta, Diptera, Diopsidae.
UAUUGUCAUUUCAGAAAAAGCUGUCCACGGAAAAGAAAGGAUUUUUGUUUUUUGUUGUUUUAUUUUGUGCAAAACAAAAAAGUGAUUCUGUUUUAUUUUUAUGUUAGCUAAAUAUUUGUGCACGUUAUUUAUAUGUAAAACGCCUAAUUUAAACGCAACGAGAAUAGAAGAAGAAUUGCCUACGGAAAAGUGAAAAACGGUCGAAUGCAACUAAAAAUUAAGUUCUUAGCUGAAAGGCAAGGUGAAGAAAAAGUGACGGUGGAGCGACGACGUCGGUGAUCGAAAUUCAGUUAAAUAAAUCAAAGCAGUGGAUUUAAUAAUAAAGUUCUUGGUUUCAUUUGUGGGCAAUACGGUCGAGUCGUUGAAUAGAAUAAAUAAAAUAAAAACCGUUUAAAGUGGCAAGUGAUGGCAUUAGCGCGGAACUUAGCGGCCAAAAUAUAUGAGAUAAAAGCCCAUAAUGCGAAUGUGACAUGUCUCGGUCUUGGUGAAACCGGACGCGUCUUGGUUACUGGUGGCCAGGAUCGCACUAUUAAUUUAUGGGCCAUAGGACAGGAUGAAUGUUUUAUGUCUCUCACUAGUCACAACCGUCCUAUAGAUUGCGUGCGGUUUGCUUAUAAUGAUGAUUUCGUUUAUUCAGCCGAUGAUAUUGGUAUCAUUCGUCGAUGGGACCUGAACGCACAGACCAUAUGCUCUACGCUUAAUGGGCACAUGAAAAGUGUACGCACAUUGGACUUCAAUCCAUCAGGAGAAUAUGUAGUCUCCGGGAGUAAUGACACUACUGUCAGACUUUGGGAUGUGAGAAAUCAAAAUAAAUGCAUUAAGAUAUAUAGAGGCCAUAUUGCGUAUGUUAACUCAGUAAAAUUCUCUCCAGAUGGGUUGUGGAUAGCGUCCGCUGGGACGGAAGGAUCUGUUAUUAUAUGGGAUAUUCGCAAAAGUAAACAAAUCAAAGAUUUUACGGAGCAACCACCAGCUGCUGGUAUAACUUGUAUACAAUUCCAUCCAUCAGAGUUCCUUUUAGCAGUGGGUCGUGUUGAUGGUACAGUUAACAUUUACGAUUUAGAAAAUAACGAACGCAUAUUAAGUACAAACGCCUCAAGUCAAUUUUAUGGUAAUCCAGUAAAAUGUAUUACAUUUAGUGAAAAUGGCGAGUGUCUUUUUGUUGGCACAGCUGCCGGAAUAUCUGUGAUUGGUUGGGAACCUGAUCGAGAAUUUGACUAUAUUAAAUCUACUUGGACUGAGAUUGGAGAUAUUAAAGUAGUUAAGCGUAAAUUGAUAUGUGGUACCUACGAAAGCGAUACAGUUUCUAUUAAUGCUUUAAGUAUUGAUAGAGUAUUUCCAUUCUAUAAUCCCUCCAAUAUACCGAGUACAUUUAACUCUAAUUCCAGUGUGCGCAGAAGCUUUUCUCGUGGUAAUCAGAAACUACGCUUAUCGAUAGGUGGUCCAAAACCGUCCCGAGUAUUGGAAGAAAAUGAGGAUAAUAAAAGUCCUAGUCUUGAUGAACAAUCGUCCCCAAAUUUAAGUCUUGAGUUGGUUGACGAUACAAAUUUAGUUAUAACAAUGCCUCCUCCAAUACCUUCAUCUUCAACGCAUCCCUUAAAUGGUUAUGGCAACGGCAAUGGCAAUGGCAAUGGCACUUUGAGUGUCAAAACAAAUUUAAAUAACGCUUAUAAUAUAGUUACAAAUUUUGCACCUUCGAAAAGUGUUCCUAUGCCAUACAAUUUUCCUUCUAUACCAUCCAGCACUGAUUAUAACAUGAUUGGAAGCAAUGGUUAUAAUAGCUUACAUUUCGAUGGUCCUAGCUCAUUGAAAGUGCCUGGAGAACAUGGAAUGUAUCCAGUUGAUCGGAUAUUUGAAACGUUUGGGAAUGGUGUAGAAUAUAAUUUAAAUGAUAGUAAUACACCUAUUAUUUCUAAUUACGAUCAUAAUGAAAUGGCUGAAGAUUUUCCCGUUAAUCAAAACGUGCAUCAGCAGCAGAAUGUAGUCAGUUCAACAAAUGUAUCAUCGCAACAAACAUCAAAAACUACUAAAACUAAACAGAUCUCACAUAUACAAAAACGAAAUACACAAAAUGCCAUUUCUGGAUCAAAAUCUGCUACAUCAUCAUUUCAUAAUCGGAAUAAAUUUUCUCAAGUGUCUUCAGUAAGUACUACAGAUUUACAUAAAUUGGACGACAAUUUAUUAAUUAAAAAGUCGGCAUCCUCACAUAUGGUUGCCAAGGGCAGACGCAACACUGAUGCACAAUCGCAAAUAAAUAAAGAAAAUGCACGAAAUAAAAAUAUAACUGUUCAAAUUUUAACAAAACCACCAACUAGAUCACGAACAUCUUUCGAUUUACGUUCACCAGAAUCUGCAGCGGCACACAAGCAAUCACAUAGAAUUUCCAGUUAUACAUCGGAUACCAACAACACAACAAAUAUUCCUGUAAGUUAUCGUCCAGAUCCUUCGCUUUUAACUCAGUCUGGAGUUAAUCAGAAAAGUUUAAAUAAUCGUAAUGGAAUUGAUGAUAGCUCCGAAAUACAUAUGUUAUCAACCUCACAUGAACAGGUUUAUCAAGAAUUAAGUAAUCGGCAUGCGACCUUACAAUUAAUAAGAAACUCGACCAGAUCUCAUGAUGUGAUUGGGGCACUUCGACAAGCAAUCCAAAUGAAUGGACGGACUGUGUUUGUAGAUCUUUUAGGAGCAAUACUUGAAAAAACGUCAUCAUGGAAUUUGGAUUUAUGUUUAUUAAUUUUACCAGAAAUUUUUGAACUUUUGAAAAGUCAACAUAAAUUUCAUUAUACUAGAGCUUGUGAUACUUUAAGAGUGAUACUUUCCAAUUUCUUGCCAAUAAUACAGGAUAAUAUUGAUCCAUGGGCAGCAAAUAAUUUGGGUGUAGAUGUCUCUCGGGAAGAGCGUCAGCGAAAGUGCAUUGAAUGUCAGCAUUGGCUGCUGCAAAUUCGCAAUUUACCUGAAACCUCACAUUUCGGAACAUCUCUUACACAGCUACAAAGUUUGAUUGUAAACAUUUAAAAACCAUUAUUAAUAUAUAAGUUAAAUUUAAGUUUUCCA